AUGUUGAUAUGGGAGAAGAAGCGUGAAAGUACAACCGACGCUGAAAAAAGUCAUUUGAACACGGACGUUAGCGUGGGAAUGGAAGAACAGGUUAAAGAAGGUGAAAAUUGUGGAGAGAACGGAAAGUUAUCUGACAAAUCACUGGAUACCUUUGACAAGAAAAUUGAACGCGGCGAGAAAAAUGGAGAUGCUGAUAAAACAGACGACUUUAUAGAUAGUUCUUCUAAAGAGGGUGAGAAUGAAACUGCCAUUGAGGAUGAAUCGACCAAAGUGGCUGUAACUAGUAAAGAUAGCCAUGACAACGAAGUAGGUGACGUGAAAAUAGAUACCAAACACGAAGAUGAAAGACAACCAUCCUUGGAGACAGUCAAUGAAAAGGCUGAUGAUCUCGUUCAAGCAAAACGAGAAACUAGAAAAAGGAAGUCCAUUGGAGGCGAUGAUGAUGAUGAUACAGAACCGCCACCGGAGAAAAAGAAAGCGUAA
This is a messenger RNA of Xenia sp. Carnegie-2017, 483 nucleotides long. Its product is annotated as topoisomerase 1-associated factor 1-like. NCBI's taxonomy places the organism in Eukaryota, Metazoa, Cnidaria, Anthozoa, Malacalcyonacea, Xeniidae. The transcript has a single exon. Bases 1 to 483 code for a protein of 160 amino acids. The record is from RefSeq and is a predicted model, not a curated record.